Molecule: messenger RNA, 1456 nt
Organism: Tympanuchus pallidicinctus (lesser prairie-chicken)
Lineage: Eukaryota; Metazoa; Chordata; Aves; Galliformes; Phasianidae
Gene: MYOZ1
Product: myozenin 1
Exons: 6
Coding region: 229-1104 (291 amino acids)
Cellular component (GO): Z disc; actin cytoskeleton
Molecular function (GO): FATZ binding; telethonin binding; actin binding
Source: RefSeq, a predicted model, not a curated record
UCAAGAGUCGAAUUCACAGCACUCUGCAUCAGCACUUUGUGCUGGGCAGAGCUUGCCUGCACCCAGGAGGUACCCUGGGUGAGUGGGGCUGCUGGAAGAGCCUCCCCAGCAGUAUCCACAGACAGGUUGGGAGGAAACGGCCCACUGCUCAGCUGUGGGGCAGGUGCAUGAGCUGGUCUGAACGUGGCACUGCAAGCCUGAGAGCAAAGCAGAGAACUCUUUGUGGGAAUGCCCCUAGCAGGGACUCCUGCUCCUCUUAAAAGGAAAAAGCCCACAAAACUCAUUGGGAAGCUGACACACGAAGUCAUGCCGCAAGAGGGACUGAACCUGGGGAAGAAGAUCAGCAUCCCCAGAGAUGUGAUGCUGGAAGAACUUUCUCUCCUCACUAACAAAGGAUCCAAGAUGUUCAAAUUACGUCAACUGAGGGUGGAGAAGUUCAUUUAUGAGAAUAACCCCGAUGCCUUCACCGACAAUUCUGUGGAUCACUUUCAGAGGUUCAUCCCACCAGGAGGGCAUUAUGGAGAAGAUGCUCAUGGUUAUGGCCACGGGCGGAUGGUAGGAGGAGUGACAGCAGGGCAUCAUGGCUCCAGUAAGCAGCACUAUUCCACCGUUCCUCCUAGGCCUGGAAGCAAAGGAGGUCCUGGAGACAGCGAAGGGGAGCAUGCAGAAAAAUCUGCUGGAAGUGCUGGAGAAGGAGGUCACGGUACUGAGAAAGAUGGAAAAUCAGGAGGCAAAAAACCUCUGUUUAAAACUUACAUCUCCCCCUGGGAACGAGCAAUGGGUAUCAGCCCUGAGGACAAAAGUCAAAUGACCAUUGACUUAUUAUCAUAUAGUCCCAAAGCUGAUUUCCCCCAUUACAAGUCUUUUAACAGGACUGCCAUGCCAUAUGGGGGUUAUGAGAAAGCAGCCAAACGGAUGACCUUCAAAGUGCCUCAGUUCGACAUUUGCCCUUUGCUUCCAGAAUCUAUUGUGUUAUAUAAUCAAAAUUUCAGAAACAGACCCUCCUUCAACAGAACCCCAAUACCUUGGAUGCCUUCAGGAGAGUCCUCUGAGUACCACACCGACAUCAAUGUGCCGAGAAGUGGUGAAACAGAAGAGCUGUAAAUCCCUACCACAAAGUCUUUCUUUUUUUUCUUAGCCCUUUCUAUUUGCAAGAUGGUAGAAAGGAGCUGAAAAGUGCAACUCUAGUCCUGUGAGUCCUUUUUUUUUUUUUUUUUUUUUUUUUUUUUGCCUGUAGCCCCAACAAGUUCCUGGUGAUUUCUAAGCUUAAUGCUCGCUGUGGUGUUAAUCCAUGUCAGAAACAGUUUGAGGGAAAGGAGUUUUUAUUCACCGGGGCAUAAAAGGGCAAAAUUAGCAAUUUGUUUUCUGUUUAGCAAUGCUAAAUACUGCCUGUCUGCUUCAUAAUGAAUUUGUCAUAUAUUCACAAGUAAUAAAACACCAAGAUGAAAUUAAAAAA